AUUUCACUUGCUGGAUGUUGGCCUGAGCCCCACGUUUCGAGGACUCGAGGUUCGCUUCUCCUCGAGUCGUUUCGAUUCGCCUCGCGCCGUCUCGCGCCGCUUCGAAUCGUCGGGGAGGUCCUCAGAAUGGCGUCCAGCGAAGGCUCUGCCGGUACUGGCGGAGGUGGACGCGGCGGUCAAGAUCGCCGCGGCGCGCGGCGGCUCCCUACAUUUCCAGCGCAUCACCACCUCUCGGUCCUCCUCGCGUCGCUCCUCCUCGUUUUCCCGUCCAGCCUCCAUCCCUCUUCAGAAGGCGGCGCAUUUGGCGGCGCGUUUGGCGGCGCGAUUCUCGGCGCUGCGUCCUCCCUGCCCGAGCUCUCGUCGUACUCCAACAUGGCGCUGCUCGAUCCGAGCUUCGAGCUCUUCUGGAGCGUCAACGCGAGCGACGCGACCAUCCACGUGGCGGCCAAAGCACAGACUGCGGGAUGGCUCGGAAUAGGCAUCUCCGAAUCCGGCGGAAUGGUCGGCUCUGACGUGCUAGUGGCGUGGGUGGCGGAGAGCCAAGGGCGCGCGUAUGCGACGGACCGCUUCGUGUUCAACAAGACGGGCGAAGGCGUCGCGUUGGACGCGCAGCAGGACUGGCACGUGGUGGGCGGCAGCCAGACCGCCGACCAAUCCACGGGCGCCACGUGGACCACCGUGCACGUGUGGCGCCAGCUGGACACCGGCGACUGCAACGACCGCCCCAUCGUCGCCGGGGCGCCGUCCUACGUCGUCUGGGCCAUGGGCACAACCGACGAGCUCGCCUAUCACAGCGCGACACGUGGCGCCACCUCACUCCUGCUCGUGCCUGCCCCGGGCCCCUCCAUCCUCGACCCUUCUGCCCCUUCCACCACCGCCCAAUCCGCUUCUGCCAGCUCGCCUGCCAUUACGUCAGCAGGCAAGCUCGCCUCGUCAGGGUUAGGCCGCGGGCAGGCAAACGGGCAGGAAGUGGGAGGAGCGAAGAGUGAGAGUGGGCGGCUCAACCUGACCAUGACGGAUCACAAGGUGUCGGCCAACUACACCACCUACAUGUGCAAGACCUUCGACCUGUCACUCCCGUCCAAGCGCCACGUCACUGGCUUUGGCAUCCACAAGAACUCGUCGCACCCGGGCGUGCUGCACCACGUGCUGCUCUUCGGCUGCCCGCUGGAGGAGUUCAAGGACGUGCCAGCAACAGAUGGGGUGUAUGAGUGCAAAAGCAACGCCCCCUGCCAGGGCCACACCGUGGCCAUGUGGGGGCUGGGGGGUACCCACUACUCCUUCCCUCCUGAUGUCGGCAUGCCCAUCGGCCCCGGCUACUACACCAAAUUCGUGCUGCAGAUCCACUACACGAACCCCGAGGGCCGUGCUGACAUCAUCGACAGCAGCGGAAUGUUCCUCGAAACUUCUCCGCCGGGGAAGCACGACGCGGGGAUCAUGAUGGUGGGGCCGGUGUUCUACAGCCUGCUGCUGCAGAUCCCCCCCGGGCAGCCCUCGUGGACGCAGGAGAACGUGUGCCCCGGCCGCUGCACCAAGUCCGUGUUCAAGAACGAGUCGGUCAACAUCAUCGCUGCUGCUCUGCACCAGCAUGCGCUAGGGCGACAGAUGUACACGGACGUGUAUCGGGAUGGGGCCAAGGUCAGCACGAUCGCACGCCUGGACUACUACGACUUUGCCUCGCAGCAGAUGCUGCAGGUGGAGCCGCCCCAGGAGCUGCUGCCCGGGGAUGAGCUGCGCACCAAGUGUGUGUGGGACUCCACGUCGCGCUCCAAGGUGACCAUGGGCGGCGAGUCGAGCGUGGAGGAGAUGUGCAUCAGCUUCCUCAUCUACUACCCGGCAUACAGAGACAAACGAGAGAUGCGGACGUGUGUGGGCAUGUGCGGCGACAUCUCCAGUGGCUCGCUCGACAUGAAUCCAGCCAGCCCCAACCUCAUCAGCUUCUCUGUCUGCGGCACGGGCAGCGACAGGGAGACGGUGAAGCUCGGAUUCUCAAAGUGCAACAUCAGCUACGGGGAGAGCCAGCCACUCUCCGUGCUACAUGGCUGCCCGAGCGCCACCAAGAUCUCUCUCGCCGACUUCCCCAAGGGGAACAUCUCAGUCCCCAUCGACUCCACCGCGGACCCGCUCCCUCCGUCCAAUGCUGGCACCGGCACAUCUGUCACUCCCAUUACCACCACCAUCGAAAAUGCCAAGAGUGGGGCAACAAACAGCAACGGCAGCGGUGGUGGCAGCAACACGGGUGGCAAAGGGGCGGCAGCACUGCAUACCUCACAUGCUGCUCUGCUGGCGGCCGUUGCUGCUGUUGCGCUUGCGAUGCUAGCCUAGAAGUUUCUCUAACUAGGGUAACAGCGGGCCUAGUUGCUGGAGGGGUGGAUGGUAGUGUGCCUUUGAGUUGGUUUACCAGUCAUCUACCGGUAGUUUAGAAUUCCAUUACUUUUCGCCCUUGCCCAGCCCACAAAUCAACCUGUCUCUCUCAAACCCCCUCAUUCAGUCGGACGGGGAUCAAGAGGGGUCCCAGCUUGAUAACCCCUCUGCUAUUUUGCCGUGGGGUUUUAAGAUGGUGUACCGGUAUGUUGAACCUUUUUCUUUUGGUGUUGGGUUUUUUCGCUUGCUUCUGCAUCUUGAGUUCAAGCCUCUUGCUCUCUUGCGGAGCUUCAAAUCUCUGUUCCAAUUACUGGGAGCAUGCUUCCAGCUCUAUUGCUCUUGUUUUAGGCUUUCAA
Closterium sp. NIES-67 is the source of this 2720-nucleotide messenger RNA. The record is from the annotation of a GenBank genome assembly. Lineage: Eukaryota; Viridiplantae; Streptophyta; Zygnematophyceae; Desmidiales; Closteriaceae.